AUUAUUAUUCUCAGUAAAGUUUUACUACAUAGAGUAAGCAUUAGGAUAAUUCCAUUUGUAACACCUUAAACAUUUAUCUUUAAAUCAUCUAAACAUGAAAUUGAUACUAGUCCUUGUUGCAUUCUGCGCCAUAGCCUCUGCAGCUCCAGCAGACGAUUCUAAGAAUGCAGAAACUAUUUCAUACGAAAACGAAAAUAUUGGAAUCGAUGGAUACAAAUUCUCUUUUGAAACAAGUGACGGCACGAAGAGGAGUGAAGAAGCAACGGUAAAGAAUGCUGGUACUGACAACGAAGCAAUUUCAGUUCGAGGAACAAUUUCUUGGAUUGCACCUGAUGGCGUUACUUACACAAUCAAUUUCCUUGCUGACGAGAAUGGAUUCCAGCCAGAAGGAGCUCAUUUACCUAAGCGCCGAUAAAAUAAUCGUUUGUUGAUGCAUUGAUGGAUAAAGUCAAACAACGUUGACGAGACAGAAUAAAGUGAAGAAAAUGAAGAGUUUUGUAAAUAGUUAAAAAAAAUAUAAAUAAUAAUAAUGAAACGGUGGGUUCAAGUCAGUUUUGAAAUAAAAAUGUGUGUUUUUAUGCAAAAUAUAAAAAUUUAA
Molecule: messenger RNA, 598 nt
Organism: Eupeodes corollae
Lineage: Eukaryota; Metazoa; Arthropoda; Insecta; Diptera; Syrphidae
Product: endocuticle structural protein SgAbd-6-like
Exons: 3
Coding region: 95-415 (106 amino acids)
Cellular component (GO): chitin-based extracellular matrix
Molecular function (GO): structural constituent of chitin-based larval cuticle
Source: RefSeq, a predicted model, not a curated record